CUCACUCCCCCUCCCUAUGGUCCAUCCUCCCCCCACCCACACGCCUUUCACAAGCAAGCAAUGAGGUAAUCCCUAGCAGCCUCGUGAAGUGCAGCAGCAAGUGCGGUGAGAGGAGCAAGAACAGCGGCCGGCGUCAUGUCAGGAGCCGUGAUAUGCACUGACUCUUAUCACUUUUCACAUGUUAGCAGCUAUCUCCUCUAGCUGAUCUGGUUAGCUGCUGACAAGCUCUAGCUUUGACAGUUUUUUUUGUAGCUCUUUUUGUACUGAGGGGGUCACUAUGUGGAGGGGCUAUUAGACUGGGCAAAGCAGGGGUGGGACAGGCUUAGCCCAGAGGCUCGGGGGCUUAUAUUGGACACGCCGAGGUGGGGUGAAGAGACAGAAGAGGCAAAAAAGGACAAGAGAGGACGUGAGCGGAGAAAUUAGGGGAAAGGUGUGUGCCCACCAUGACGGAAAGGUGCAGUCUGUGGAGCGCACUGUCGGCUGCAGCAUGCUGCUUCUACCGGGGAUCCUUCAUGCAGGUGCAGUUCUCCAAGGAGAAGUACUUGCUGGAGUCUCCACCCGAGAAGCUGCGUAAGGAGCUGGAGGAGGAGCUGAAGUUGAGUCCUGCUGACAUCAGGAGCCAUGGCUGGUACCAUGGACACAUACCCAGAGAGGUGUCAGAGACUCUGGUGCAGCAUCACGGAGACUUCCUGGUGCGUGACUCUCUGAUCAACUUGAGUGACUACGUGCUGACCUGUCGGUGGGAUAACGAGGUGUUGCACUUCAAGAUCGGCAAAGUCCUGGUCAAAUCCAGCGACACCAAGGUGCAGUAUGUGCUGGAGUCAGACAGUUUCGACUCGGUCCAGGAGCUGGUGCGCUUCUACGCGAGUCAGCGCAAAGCCAUCUCACAGUCCAGCGGCGUCCACAUCUACUGUCCAGUGAGCCGGACCCUCCCGCUGCGCUACCUGGAGGCCACCUUCGCCCUGUCCGGUGGAAAACACGGCUGCGCCUACUCGCCGUCCAAUCAGAGGGGAGCGUACAUCAAGAGGCGGAGCGUCACCAUGAUGGACGGGCUCACGACGGAGAAGAUGAUGCCUCACAGUGACUCAGACAGUCCCAGUCCAGUUGAGACACCAGUGGCACCACCGGAACCACAGCUGCAACCUGUGCCCAAAUGCAGCCCUUCCACCAUCCACCACCACAAAGACGCAAUGAGGAACUGUGCGAUGAGCAUGGACCAGAUUCAGGAGUACCGCUGCCCCUUGUCGCCUGUCGGCGAGACGCCGAUGUCUCCUGCCUAUUGUGCAAUCACCAGACAGAGAGCCCACUCAGGUGGGCGAGUCCUGGCUGUGGUGCCACCUUCCCCCGUCACGAGGCGUUCCAGCGACCCUCAGCUCAGCCCCUCUUCCAGCAACAACCCUCCAGAACAUCCCGCCCACGUCUCUCACUCGGCCCACUCCUCUCCGGCCCAUCAUCCCGGUGUCCAGUCGUACUCCUCCGAAAUAGCGGGCAGCUACUGCGACCUCAGACCUUGCCCUGCCGGACCCCCUAAACCCCCCACCAAGAGCUACGUGGAGCGGUUGCGGGUGGAGGAAGGGAAGAACGAAGGCGCGAGGGAGGAAGGAGAUGGGAUGUGCAGCGCUCCAAAGGUGGAGACCGCUUCCUUGUUCCGACCAUCCAGGUAUGAGUCUUGCAUCAUGCCUGCUGACAAUAAACCUCUGGAGAUGUCUGUGCUGAAGAGAGUGAAAGAGCUGCUGGCUGAAGUGGAUGCCAGGACGGCGGCUAAACACAUCACCUUGGUGGACUGCACGAUUGCGAGAAUACUGGGUGUCAACUCAGAGAUGCAAAGGAUGAUGGGAGUGUCCUCGGGCUUGGAGUUACUCACACUACCUCACGGACACCAGCUGAGACUUGACCUACUGGAGAGGUUCUACACCAUGUCUAUCGUGAUGGCCGUGGAUCUGCUCGGCUGCACGGGAAGCACUGAGGAGCGGGCGGCCCUGCUCCAUAAGACCAUCCAGUUGGCGGCCGAGCUGAAGAGCAACCUGGGUAACAUGUUUGGCUUCGCUGCUGUGAUGAGGGCCUUGGAGCUGCCGCAGAUUUCCCGCCUGGAGCAGACGUGGGUGACAUUACGCCAGAGACAUACUGAAGGUGCCAUCCUGUAUGAGAAGAAGCUCAAACCUUUCCUGAAGAAUUUGAACGACGGAAAAGAGUCCAGCAUUGUGUCCAGCACCACCUUCCCGCACAUUAUCCCUGUCCUGUCUUUGCUGGAGCGAGGCCUGGCCCUCGGAGAGGUGCUGGAGCCAUGGGAGAGCGGCGAGGUGGGCGUCGAUGUGGUCAUGCACCACCUGGAGGCGGCUCGAGCUGUCGCGCAUUACGGUGCGAUUUACAGGAGCAAUGUGGAAAGCAAAUUGCAGGGAUUCCAGGUGCAAGCCGACAUUCACGAGAUCUUCCAGACGGAGUUUCAGAUGCGUUUGCUGUGGGGGAGCCGCGGAUCCGAGGGGAGCCAGCUGGAGCGCUACGAGAAGUUCGACAAGGUCCUCACCGCCCUCUCGCACAAGCUCGAGCCUCCGGUGCGCCACAGCGAGCUAUAGCGACAAUAGUCACAAAAAAGACACCCUGCAUCUGCACUUACCACUCCGAAGUGGUCUUGUCUUGCAUGGCCAAAAAGGGGGACACGGAGUAGUGCGGGUGGACCACUGUGAGUAGAGAGGCAGCUAAAAGUACAGCGAGAUGUCACUUGCUACACAACACGCACUCACUGCGGACUCACUGCAAACUAGCACUGUGGAAGUCCUCACUUCUCCCUAAAAUGUCCAUGAGAGGAGACAAGACGAUGAGUAUGGUGUCCCCUGAGGGACAAUAUGCAGCGUUUGGCUUUGCUCCGCACACACAGAUGCUUCCCUGCUGUCUCACACUGUAGUAGAAAUGACGGCUAAUGAUCUUAAUUAGAUCAUAAUGUACAUGUCUUUCUGUGUAUGCGUGUGUGUAAAUCAUGUGAACAUUCCUUUAUUUCCUACUUAUUUUGUAAAGGAUCUCCAUCCAUUAAGGGCAUUUGGUUUCGCAAACCUUGUGACAAGUGGGAAGGAGCCAUAAAAGCUCAUUCAGGAUGGAGCAGUUCCAUCAAAUAUGUAUCAGCCACUUAUUAGUACAUGAAUCCCAAAUAAAGAAGUAGAAGUCUAGGCUUUGAGAGUUGUUCAAAACAACCGGGGUACAGCCACCAUGCUUGUGUGUGUGCGCUAAAUGUUGCUAAAAGCAGUAUUAAGUGAGGCAAGGUUACUUUAAAAGCCCCAUGUAUGUUUUAUUUACAGCAUAAAUCCUUAUAAAAAAGACUAGUGAUGGGCAUUUGGACAAAUUAACAAAUUUAUUAUUUCAUUUUUUUUAUGCAGAGGGAGACUGCAUGUUUUCACCUCCUGUUUCAAAGCGUGUCCUGUUCAGCUGUUAUUUCAACCAGAAACCACAAUGUAGCCAGUCCCCGCCCAGCCCGAAGGUGAGACGGUGUCCCCUGUUUGGUGGAAAGGAGGGCGGAUAGGGGCGCCCGACAAGUGAACGAUAAGGGGAGCACCCGGAGAGCAGCCACGAGGCAUGAGAGGGGAGCCCCCACACCAAUGCAAGUGUUGUGUCUGGAUGUAGCACAACUGCCCGGAGAUAAUCUGUUGUUCUUGAGAAUGUAAAAGCAACACCGCCUUCAGUAGGGCACUCCAUUUUGCCUCAAUUAUGCAAAUAAUCAACAAUCAAUUCCGCAAAAAUCGAUAAAAAGGAUUGAACAUUGGUUUACAGUGUAAUCCCCCGCCUUACAAAAGGACUUUAGCAUUUCUUGAAUAAUUCAUAUUAAAGGUUCUAAAUGAAUCUCAUGAAACAGAUUAAACUGAAAACUUUCUAAAUAAAACAAACUGUAUUUCUAAAAACAAACUAUGUAAUGCUUCUUGGAUGCACCCAGUUUGUGAUAAUUCAAUUAAAUAUAAGAAAAGGUAUAAACCACAAGUUGGGAUCACCUACUGCUCAAAACAAAUCAAGGGAACAGCCAAAUCCCAAAUCCAAGAUCUCGUUGAAUGAAAUAUUCUAGGUGAAAAUACUUUUUUUAUUAAAACAAUUAAUUUGUUAAGCUCGAAAGUACCAAUGAUUAAUGGAAAUCCAAAUUUUAGAAUCGUAUUGUGCCUCCCCUGAUGUUGGGGCCUGUCUCUUGGUAUCUCAUGAUUUACCAUCCUGGAGGAGUUGCACAAGGAAAAAUGCAAAAUUAGCCAGCAAUAUUGGCUGACACAGGAGUGGACAGGUAUCCUGGAAGUGCAACUGACUUGGGAGUUACACUGUGAUUGAUGAUUAUGUGUUCCCUUUAUUCUUUUCAGCAGUGUUUUUGAAUACUUGGAGAGUAAUUGGUUCCUGGUUCAUGAUAACAAUAGUAGCUACUGUAUAGGGAUGGGCGUUUGACUAGAUUUCCUCGAUCUUGAUAUAGCGCAAAUCAAUUUAACUCUGUAAAUAUUCUGAGCUCCUAUUUCCAUGCAUGACAUAGUUUGGGUGUUAUUCGACUUCCCAGACAUCAUGUCGCUCAUCUUUAAGCAGAUUACACACAGAAAUCUUUAACAUCUGAACUCACUUUUUAAAUGUGAGAGACUCCAAAAAUAACUUGGGGGGGGGGGGGGGGGAAAUCUGCAAGCGUGUGCUUACUCCUCUUUUAUUUUGUGGUGAACUUGUGAUGACAAACACCGCAAACCACACACAUACUGUAACCAUCAACUCUCACUUCCCCAAACCAAAUGUCUGUCGUAGGACCAAGACUGACUUGCAAGAGGCAGCAUGGUGCCACAAGGCAUCCAGACUGGUGGAAGAUGUCGAAGAAGCUAGGCUAACUGUUAGCUUAUCUGGUAUCUACACUGCAGUUGCGAAACUCUUCUAGUUUUCUUUUGCGUUUGUGUGUGUGUGACGUGUGUGUGUGGUGAAUGACUUGGGAUACACGUUUAACAUACCCCGCACCACACGAUAAUGGCUCAGGGUAUCUUUUAAUUACAUCUAGGUAGAUUACGAUCGGAAGGCGGGAAAGAAAUGCUCUGAUUCAACAGGAUUAUCGCUAUUUGUGUAUCCCGUUUAAAACAGCAAACUAGUUGAGACUGAAUAGACAGCGCCUCCAGUGGCACACCUCAUUGGACAGAAUCAUCAAUUAUCAUGCCUAUCCCUAACACUAGCACCAUAAGUGUAAAAAAAAAAAAUAGUACAGAUAUCAGUAUUCAAUAAUUUCCUCCAUAAGGACAUAUGGGUUCCUACUUACACUUACACUUGGUAGACUGCUGGUGUUGGAUGUCAUCUUUCGAGGAUGUGAGCCUGAGAGGGCUGCGGCUGACUCUCAGAGCUACAGUGGGUACGGAAAGUAUUCAGACCCCCUUAAAUCUUUCACUCUUUUUUAUAUUGCAGCCAUUUUCUAAAAUCAUUUAAGUUAAUUUUUUCCACAGUAAUAUACACACAGCACCCCAUAUUGACAGAAAAAAACUGAAUUGUUAACAUUUUUGAAGAUUUAUUCAAAAGGAAAAACUGAAGUAUUACACAGCCAUAAGUAUUCAGACCCUUUGCUGAGUAUUUAGUAGAAGCACCCUUUUGAGCUAAUGGAGCAAUGAGUCUUUUUGGGAAUGAUGCAGCAAGUUUUUCACACCUGGAUUUGGGAAUCCUUUGCCAUUCCUUGCAGGUCCUCUCCAGUUCUGUCAGGUUGGAUGGUGAACCUUGGUAGGCAGCCAUUUUCAGGUCUUUCCAGAGAUCCUCAAUUGGGUUUAAGUCAGGGCUCUGGCUGGGCCAUUCAAAAACAGUCACGGAGUUAUUUUAGCUGUAUGCUUAGGGUCAUUGUCUUGUUGGAAGGUGAACCUUCAGCCCAGUCUGAGGUCCUGAGCACUCUGGAGAAGGCAUGCUGCCAUCACCAUGCGUCACUGUUUGGACUGUAUUGCUAGAGGACUCUGCAUCUUUUUGCACAAUUGUCAAAAAAAAUAAUAAUAAUUUACCGGAAUUACCAAAUAACUAGCAAUCCUUUAUUGCUCAGUGACUGUUUUUGUCAAUGUCUUUAUGUCUCAAAAGUGUUCUCUGUCAAUUGACUGUCUGUUGUCGUACUAGUGCGGCUCCAACUACCGGAGACAAAUUCCUUGUGUGUUUUUUGGACAUACUUGGCAAAUAAAGAUGACUCUGAUCUGUUCUGUUCUGUUCUGAGGUGAUGAGCAGUGCCCGGUUUUCUCCACACAUGCCCCUUAGACUUAAGGCCAACAAUUUCUAUCUUGGUCUCAUCAGACCAGAGAAUCUUAUUUCUCACCAUCUUGGAGUCAUUCAGGUGUUUUUUUUUUAUCAAACUCCAUGUGGGCUUUCAUGUGUCUUGCACUGAGGAGAGGCUUCUGUCGGGGCACUCAGCCAUAAAGCCCUGACUGGUGGGGGGCUGCAGUGAUGGUUGACUUUCUAAAACUUUCUUCCAUCUCUCGACUGCAUCUCUGGAGCUCAGCCACUGUGAUCUUUAGGUACAUCUUUACCUCUCUCACCAAGGCUCUUCUCUCCCAAUUGCUUAGUUUGGCCGGACGGCCAGCUCUAGGAAGGGUUCUGAUUGUCCCAAACAUCUUCUUAUUAUGGAGACCACUGUGCUCUUAGGAACUUUAAGUGCAGCAGAAAUUUUUUUGUAACCUUGGCCAGGUUUGUGCCUUGCCACAAUUCUGUCUCUGAGCUCUUCAGGAAGUUCCUUUGACCUCAUGAUUCUCAAUUCCUCUGACAUGCACUCUGAGCUGUAAGGUCUUAUUUAGACAGGGGUGUGGCUUUCCUAAUCAAGUCCAAUCAGUAUAAUCAAACACAGCUGGACUGCAAUGAAGGUGUAGAACCAUUUUAAGGAUGAUCAGAAGAAAUGGACAGCACCUGUCACAGUGAAGGGUCUGAAUACUUAUGGCUGUAUGAUAUUUCAGUUUUUCAUUUUUCAUAAAUCAGCACAAAUUUCAACAAUUACGUUUUUUCUGUCAAUAUGGGGUGCUGUGUGUACAUUAAUGAGGGAAAAAAGCGAACUUAAAUGAUUUUAACAAAUGGCUGCAAUAUAACAAAGAGUGAAAUUUUUAAGGGUGUCUGAAAACUUUCCGUACCCAUUGUAUCCAAUCAUUUCAGUCAAAGUACGACACCCAUUUGAAUUAUUCUACUAAAUAUUUUUGCCCUCGCUGCUGUCCCCUUGUUGUCUACCUCCAAAUCAAAUACAAAUGAAAUAUAAGCAUUCUAUAAUAUAGUCGAAUGUAUGUGUCAGGUAUCAAUUAAAGUGAGCUCAUUUUCUGUCUGAUCCAUGCAUCUUUACAUGAGUGUUUGUCUUUUCCAGUGCGAAACACGUUUGAGGGUACACCUGUAUAGGUCAUGCAAAAAGUGGGGCCCUUUCCCCUCAUAGCCCGACAGGGGGCAACCUUCAUUCACACAAGGUCAAUUGUAAUGCAUCCUCAAGUAAUGUGUAUGUACUGAAGCCUACUGGUUUAGGUUUGUCAUCUGCUCACAGUGAUGAUGGAAGAACGAUUUUUCUGUGUGUUUGCAGUCAUUCUUGUUUUGGAUACUCAACAGUGACCCUCUGAGGACUGCAUGGAAUGAAAGUUGAAAGACAGGAUGAUGAAUUUUGUUGUGUUUGCUUUGUUUUUUCUACAUAUUGUACAUAGCAAUUCACUCUUUUUCAAAUAAAAUGAUUGCUUGUGUCGCA
Molecule: messenger RNA, 7654 nt
Organism: Phyllopteryx taeniolatus (common seadragon)
Lineage: Eukaryota; Metazoa; Chordata; Actinopteri; Syngnathiformes; Syngnathidae
Gene: sh2d3ca
Product: SH2 domain containing 3Ca
Exons: 13
Coding region: 444-2573 (709 amino acids)
Biological process (GO): small GTPase-mediated signal transduction; positive regulation of peptidyl-serine phosphorylation
Molecular function (GO): guanyl-nucleotide exchange factor activity; phosphotyrosine residue binding
Source: RefSeq, a predicted model, not a curated record